Messenger RNA from Dracunculus medinensis (Guinea worm), 2886 nucleotides. The record is from the annotation of a GenBank genome assembly. Lineage: Eukaryota; Metazoa; Nematoda; Chromadorea; Rhabditida; Dracunculidae.
CUGCCAUCGAAAUUGUUGGGUAACAUAUAUAGUUGUGAAGGAUAUGUGAAGUCUGACGAACCAAGUAAUGUCCAUGUUAAAGUAGAUGGAAUCAGUGAUCCGUGCACAAGAGGUGAAGACAUUAAUUUCAAGCUAGUAGCAUUUGCGAUCGAGGGAAUAUUGCGUAAUAGUGAUGGCGAUGGCCCUGCUGGUGUCUCGUUGGUUUUGCUUUCAGAAAAUGGGUUGAUUAUGGCUGAAACAAAAACAACAGCGAAUGGAGCUUAUCAAUUUCGUGCACCUCCUGGGAAAUACUUGGUAUCUACUGCUGAUGAUUCCGAAUGUAUUGAGCGAAAUAAAGUGUCUACAGAAGUUAUUUCUUCGCCAGUUCGUGUAUCACCAGAUUUGAAAAUUUCCGGACAGUUAUUGAGUGUUGAAAUAUUAUCCAACAAUGAACCUUUUGCUGACGCCGAUGUCGCAUUGUAUUCCAAUAUAAUGAUCCAGUUGCCAUACUGUCGAGAAAAAAAAAAAUCUGAACCAACUGAAUCGACUGAGAAAAAUUUUAUUUGUUCCAUGAGGACGAACACGAAUGGUCUUGCUCGUUUUCCUUGUUUGCCACCUGGCAAAUACUCUGUCGUACCUUCAUUUAUUACAAAUAAAGUACGAUUCACAUUCUUACCCAAAUUGCACAAAAUUAUAAUAGAAUCUGCAGCAGAAAAGAUUAUUUUUAACGUUCUCGGAUUCAGUAGUCGUGGUCGUGUUUUGAUUGGUUUAAAACCAGUUGCUGAUGCCGAAAUAUUUGUUAAUCAUAAAAUGAAAACGACAUCAGAUCAAAACGGAUGGUAUAUAAUCGAAGAUUUGCAAAAUGGGAAUCAUUCAAUUACCGCCAAAAAGGAACGAUAUUUAUUUCAUGAGAUCAACGUUGACUUGAAUACGGGCAAUGCUGAAAUUCCGGAUAUUAUGGUGAAAAGUGUGGAAAUCUGCGCAAUAAUAAAACUUGAGGAUAUUUUCAAAGUGAAUGUCGUCAUCCAAAAUCAAAAAACGAAAUUAAACGAAGCAGUUCUUACUACUGAUAAAGGCAAAGUGUGUUCCAUGCUACCACCAGGCAAUUACAUUGUUUCAGUAACUGGUGAAAAUGGAUUGGUAAUAGUGCCAAAGCAGCGAGAAAUUAGCACUUUCGGAGGACCAACUCCUGAAAUUAUUUUUACUCAGUUCAAAGCUAAUAUCCACGUUAAAGUCAAAUGUAAAGGUAAAUGUCUUGAUUUGGUGGUGGAAUUAUGGAAGGAUGAUAAUAAAAUACGAACUGUGGUUGGAAAUGAACAAUUUUUAUUCGAUCGAAUUAUUCCUGAUUCAUACAAACUGAAAAUUGUCGAUAAUGGGAUUUACUGCUGGGAGCAAUCUAUCAUUGAUGUUACCAUUGAAAGAUCUGAUUUAAACGAUCUCUAUUUUGUGCAGACUGGCCAUUUAGCUACUAUUGAUCUAUCGCAUCCUGCAAAAUUGGAAUGGCGCUCAUUGGUAUACGCUAUUAGUGAAGAUAUUAAUUUGCCAAAAGGAAUAUCCAUCCUAUGUUUACCAGAAGCGGGUGCUUAUUCAGUGGUGCUCAAAGCGUGUCAUAUUUUUGAUCAACUGAAAUAUGAAUUGAUUGUUCCACAAAAAUUGCCAUUAGUCGCAAAAGCAGAAAAAUCUCGUAUUUCGACUAAAAUUAUCACCAAUGAUAGCACCACAAAAUCGGAUCAUUUCUUUUUAAAAGUGAAAACUUCAGUGCAAGAGCAAACUAUUAAGGUAUCUUCAUAUUCAAGCGGUGAAUUUGAUUUUGUUUACCAUCUACCAAUCUCAGAUUCGGGAACAGUCUCUUUAACACCGACAUCAGACAUUUACCUCUUUAAUCCAGAAUCUUAUAUUUUUGAGUUUUCAGGUGAAUGCCAUGAUACAACAGUAUCUUUUGUUGCUAUCAGAGGAGUUUUUCUUGAAGGGCAGAUACAUCCACCGUUAGAAGAUGUUGAUAUUCGACUGGUUCACAAGGUGGAUCCAGAUUUUGUUCGGAAAGCAAAAACUAAUAGCAAAGGACAAUUUAGAAUUGGCCCGCUUCAAAGUCUGGAUAACGUUAAUAUUGUUGCUGCUAAAGAUGGAUAUAAAUUCGAAAAAACAAAAGAUUUUGGUAUUUUAAAAGCCAAAAAGUUAUCACAUUUACAAGUCUUUGCCACUGAUAUUGAAUCAAAAGUGCCUCUUGGAAAUGUUCUUCUUUCAUUAAGUGGUGUCGAGAACUAUCGUUCAAACAAUAUUUUGGACGAUACAGGAAAGAUCACCUUUGUCGGACUGCAUGCUGGCGAAUAUUUUCUUCGACCAAUUUUGCAAGAAUAUCAGUUUGAACCAGCCACUACUGCAGUUGUGGUUAGCGAAGAAGAAACUGUAGUCGUUGAAUUAAAAGGUCAUCGAUUCGCCUACAGUGUUUAUGGUAAAAUAAGUUACCUUGGCGGUCAACCUGUUGCGUCAAUUGUUGUCGAAGCAGUUUCUGAGCAGUGUAGUCAACUGCAAGAGGAAGAUAUGACUUCAGAGAAGGGUGAAUAUCGUAUACGCGGCCUACGUCCAAAUUGCUUUUAUAGACUUGUUCUUAAAUCAACUGAUAGGCAACGUUUGCAGUCAUAUCCAACCCACUGUGAUGUUUCGGUUACUAAUGAUGACAUUAAAAACAUUGAUUUCGCUUUAACUCAUAUUAGUCGUCCUGUCGAUAUCAUUGGUAGUAUUGAAUUCGUUGGGUCGACAUCACCGUCACAAUUUAAAAUUGGACUGUAUAAAGAUGGCUCAAUGAUUCAGCAUACCGUUGUGCACGCUCCAUCUUUUGUCUUUUUUUUCCAAGUUCCAUCCAUCGAUUAUGCGGUAUUUGGAUUCUUUUCAUUUUUCAUUAUUUGA